CAUCCUUUGGGCGAUCAUUUUCUCAUCUCCUCCCCUAACUCUCUCUUUUCCCUAGCUCCCAAUAUCACAAUCCCCUCGUUUAUUGAUCCCUGGCUCUCUAUUAAUAUGGCUUCCAUUACCUGCAAGGAGGUAGAGAUGGAGAUUCUCCCAUUCAUUCGCAUCUAUAAGGAUGGCUCUAUUGAAAGACUCAUGGGCUCUCCCCUUGUGCCCCCUUCGCCCGAUCAAGAUCCUGAAACUGGUGUCUCUUCAAAGGACAUCAUCAUUUCACAGGAUCCCACCAUCUCUGCUCGUCUCUACCUCCCAAAACUCGACCAAGCCCACCUCCAGAGGCUCCCCAUCUUGGUCUACUUCCACGGCGGAGGCUUCUUCUUCGAGUCUGCAUUCUCCCGAGACCACCAGCGGUUCCUCAACAGUUUGGUUGCUCAAGCACAAGUUGUGGCCAUUUCUGUGGAGUAUAGGCUGGCUCCUGAGCACCUCCUUCCCAUUUGUUAUGAAGACUGCUGGGCCGCCCUCCAAUGGGUUGCUUCCAACUCCAUAGAUAGCAGUACUAUUGGUGCCAAUUACAGAGAGCCAUGGCUGAAUCACGGUGACUUUAAACGAUUUUUCAUUGGUGGAGAUAGUGCAGGAGCCAACAUCGUUCACAAUAUGGCCAUGCGAGCUGGCGUUGAGAGCUUACCUGGUGAUGUUAAAAUUGUAGGAGCUUUUCUUACCCACCCUUAUUUUUGGAGUUCAAAUGCAAUAUCAGAGUUGUCGGAGAUGGAUCAGGCAAGUCACGUCGACAAAUUAGCUGUGCCCAAUUUGGUUUGGAACUUUAUAUACCCAUCUGCACCUGGUGGUAUUGAUAAUCCAAUGAUCAAUCCAACGGCUCCGGGAGCACCGAGCUUGGCUGGCCUUGGGUGUUCUCGGUUGCUCGUGACUGUGGCCGAGGUGGAUGUGAUGAGGAAUCGAGCUCUUGCUUACUAUGAUGCAGUUCGGAAAAGCAACUGGGAAGGAGAAGUUGAGUUGGUUCGAGUGGACGGAGAGGAUCACGCUUUUCACAUCUUGAAUCUUGACACUCAAAAUGCCAAGAAUUUGGUCAAACGCUUGGCUUCUUUUCUUAAUUAGUUUUUUUUUUUCUUCUUUUUUUGGGGGUGGGGAGGCU
This is a messenger RNA of Juglans regia (Persian walnut), 1141 nucleotides long. RefSeq names its product 2-hydroxyisoflavanone dehydratase-like. Lineage: Eukaryota; Viridiplantae; Streptophyta; Magnoliopsida; Fagales; Juglandaceae. The coding region runs from base 106 to 1104 and encodes 332 amino acids. The record is from RefSeq and is a predicted model, not a curated record. The transcript has a single exon. Gene Ontology annotation, molecular function: hydrolase activity.